Molecule: messenger RNA, 336 nt
Organism: Penicillium macrosclerotiorum
Lineage: Eukaryota; Fungi; Ascomycota; Eurotiomycetes; Eurotiales; Aspergillaceae
Exons: 1
Coding region: 1-336 (111 amino acids)
Source: RefSeq, a predicted model, not a curated record
AUGUCUCGUCGUCGAACAUCCCACAGUGAGCCCAUGAACGAGGCUCUGGCCUACCCGUUCUCCUCCCAGAAGGUGCAAAUGCCUCCGGCCGCGGCCGCGGCAGCACCAGCAGCAGCCCCGGCGCUAGGAGGAGGAGCACCUCCUCGGCGCGGACCCAUCGAGGGUCCCAAUGGCCGUCGUCUGAUCCGACGCGUCACUUGGCGUUCGUCGACGUACAAGCUCAUGGCCUCGCUGUGGGUGCUCGGCGUGCUCUACAUCCUCUGGUUGAUUCGUGACCUGUUCUAUCUUCCCUUCACCCCGUCCGAGUCCAGUCCGCCCGGCCGCGGGGAUGAAUGA